CCCCGAGGAUCUGGGCUGGAUUCAGGCGCUAGAGCCAGGAUGCUGCGUGCAGGCCUCAUUAAUGCCGGGGCAGAUCCGGAGCGGUGCAGGGGAGCAGAACUGGGUCGGUUUCCCUCUGACCUGCAUGCCUAGGACCCAGUUAAUAAAUAACAGCGCCACACUGGGGAGCCAGGACAGGGAGUGGGCACUGCCCCAGAACCAGGGCACCCUCCCCCUGGCAUUCCCCAAAGGCAGACCCCAGGCCAGGGGAACAAGGUGCCUGGCCCAGCCUGCCCCGUGCCCGCCCCAUGCCCAGCUGGACGUGAGGUGGAGCCAGGGCACUGCCCUCCUGCCGACUUGUUGGGUUAAAUGCCGGCUCGUCCCGUGCCAGCUCAGUGCUCCUGGCACAGAGCAGCCACCCAGCAUGUCGUGGUUUAGCGGCAUCCUGGUGCCCAAGGUGGACGAGCGGAAGACGGCAUGGGGGGAGCGCAACGGGAAGAAGGGGCAGCGCCCGCGCUCCUCGCUCUGCAGCCCGCGGUACAUGAGCUGCCUGCAGGACCCCGAGCUGGAGCGGGGCACCCACCCGCGGGCCGGCCUGGGCCUGACCUGCUCCUGGCAGGAGGACCACUACAGCAAGAAGGGCCUGGCUGGGGGCGCUGGCGACCUGGGGCUGAAGUCGGUGGACUUGGGCUUUGAGGACGGCGAGGCCAAGGGGCCGAAGGUGGUGGCGGUGGCAGAGGGGGUGGCCAGGCCCGGGGAGCGGCUGUCGGCGGGUGAGUGCUGGCAGCGCCUCCUGCAGGUUUUCCGCUCCAAGCGCUUCCAGUCGGCCAAGCUGGAGCGGCUCUACCAGCGCUACUUCUUCCAGAUGAACCAGAGCAGCCUGACGGUGCUGAUGGGGGUGCUGGUGCUGGUGUGCGGCGUGAUGCUGCUCUUCCACUGCGUGCCCGGCACCCCCCGGGUGCCCUACGCUGCCGCGCUGGCCGUGGCCACCGCCCUCUUCCUGGCACUCAUGGUACUGUGCAGCCGUAGUGCCUUCCCCCAGGACUCCAUGUGGGUGGUGAGCUACCUGGUGCUGGCCGCGCUGGGCGGGGUGCAGGCCCUGGGCACCCUCAUGGCCUCGCCGCGCAGCGCCUCCGAGGGCGUCUGGUGGAGCGUCUUCUUCAUCUACAUCACCUACACCCUGUUGCCCGUCCGCAUGCGGGCCGCCGUGGGGGCGGGCGCCCUGCUCUCCGCCCUGCACCUGCUCAUCACCUGGCACCUCAACGCCAGCGACCCCUUCCUCUGGAAGCAGCUCAGCGCCAACGUCCUGAUCUUCCUCUGCACCAACAUCAUCGGGAUCUGCACCCACUACCCGGCCGAGGUGUCUCAGCGCCAGGCCUUCCAGGAGACCCGUGGCUACAUCCAGGCCCGGCUGCACCUGCAGCGGGAGAACCGGCAGCAGGAGCGCCUCCUGCUGUCGGUGCUGCCCCAGCACGUUGCCAUGGAGAUGAAGGAGGACAUCAACACCAAGAAGGAGGACAUGAUGUUCCACAAGAUCUACAUCCAGAAGCACGACAACGUCAGCAUCCUGUUUGCAGACAUCGAGGGCUUCACCAGCCUGGCCUCCCAGUGCACGGCCCAGGAGCUGGUGAUGACGCUCAACGAGCUGUUUGCGCGCUUCGACAAGCUGGCCUCGGAGAACCACUGUCUGCGGAUCAAGAUCCUCGGUGACUGCUAUUACUGUGUGUCAGGGCUGCCCGAGGCGCGGGGAGACCACGCUCACUGCUGCGUGGAGAUGGGGGUCGACAUGAUCGAAGCCAUCUCGCUGGUGCGCGAGGUGACGGGGGUGAACGUGAACAUGCGGGUGGGCAUCCACAGCGGGCGCGUGCACUGCGGGGUGCUGGGGCUGCGCAAGUGGCAGUUCGACGUCUGGUCCAACGACGUGACCUUGGCCAAUCAGAUGGAAGCCGGAGGCAAAGCUGGGCGCAUCCACAUAACUUGGGCGACGCUGCAGUACCUGAACGGGGACUACGAGGUGGAGCCCGGCCACGGGGGCGAGCGCAAUGCCUACCUCAAGGAGCACAACAUCGAGACCUUCCUCAUCGUGGGCUGCAGCCAGAAGCGCAAGGAGGAGAAGGCCAUCCUGGCCAAGCUGCAGCGGGCGCGGGCCAACUCCACAGAGGGGCUGGUGCCACGCUGGGUGCCCGACCGCACCUUCUCCCGCACCAAGGACUCCAAGGCCUUCCGGCAGAUGGGCAUCGAGGACACCAGCAAAGACAACCGCAGCGCGCAGGAGGCCCUGAACCCCGAGGACGAGGUGGAUGAGUUCCUGGGCCGAGCCAUUGACGCCCGCAGCAUCGACCAGCUGCGCAAGGAUCACGUCAAGAAAUUCCUGCUGACCUUCCAGACGCCGGAGCUGGAGAAGAAGUACUCCAAGAAGGUGGAUGAUCGCUUUGGGGGCUACGUGGCCUGCACGCUGCUCGUCUUCUGCUUCAUCUGCUUUAUCCAGUUUGUGAUGUUCCCACGCUCCCCACUGAUGCUCGGUGUCUACAUCAGCAUCUUCGUCAUCCUGGCCAACAUCCUCUUCGUCUGCGCCGUCUAUUCCUGCAUCAGCCUCUUCCCCGCAGCCCUGCAGCGGGUCUCCCGGAAGAUCGUCCGCUCUCGCACCCACAGCACCUUCAUUGCCGUCUUCACCAUCCUCCUCGUCUUCAUCUCUGCCUUUGUCAACAUGUUCGCCUGCAGCCACGUGCCCCUGCGGGACUGCGCCGCCCGCACCCUCAAUGUCACGCCCGAGGCCGUGGGGCCCUGCCAGCUCCGCACCCUCAACUACUCGCUGGGCUCGGACGCGCCCCCUUGUGACGGGGACGCCCCGGCCUGCAACUUCCCCGAGUACUUUAACUACAGCAUCGUGCUGAGCCUGCUGGCCUGCUCCGUCUUCCUGCACAUCAGCAGCAUCGGGAAGCUGGGGCUCACGCUGGCCAUCGAGGGGCUGUACCUGGUGCUGGCCGAGGGCCCCGAGGCGCCGCUCUUCGACAACUACGACCUGCUGGUCGCGGCCAACGCACUUCCGGCCUUCAACGAGACCCAGUGGGGCCCAGCAUGCCUGGCGGAGGAGAAGGUGGCGCUGAAAUACAUGACCCCCGUGAUUCUGACCGUCUUCGCCCUGGCGCUCUAUCUGCACGCUCAGCGGGUUGAGUCCACAGCCCGGCUUGACUUCCUCUGGAAGCUACAGGCCACGGGCGAGAAGGAGGAGAUGGAGGAGCUCCAGGCCUACAACCGGCGCCUGCUGCACAACAUCCUGCCCAAGGACGUGGCCGCGCACUUCCUGGCGCGCGAGCGCUGCAACGACGAGCUGUACUACCAGUCGUGCGAGUGCGUGGCCGUCAUGUUCGCCUCCAUCAGCAACUUCUCCGAGUUCUACGUGGAGCUGGAGGCCAACAACGAGGGGGUGGAGUGCCUGCGGCUGCUGAACGAGAUCAUCGCCGACUUCGAUGAGAUCAUCAGCGAGACGCAGUACCGACAGCUGGAGAAGAUCAAGACCAUCGGCAGCACCUACAUGGCGGCCUCGGGGCUGAACGACAGCACGUACGACCGGGAGGGCCGGACGCACAUCACCGCGCUGGCCGACUACGCCAUGCGCCUCAUGGAGCAGAUGAAGUACAUCAACGAGCACUCCUUCAACAACUUCCAGAUGAAGAUCGGGCUGAACAUCGGGCCGGUGGUAGCGGGGGUCAUCGGGGCCCGGAAGCCCCAGUACGACAUCUGGGGGAACACUGUGAACGUCUCCAGCCGCAUGGACAGCACAGGGGUCCCUGACCGCAUCCAGGUGACGACCGACCUGUACCAGGUGCUGGCGGCCAAGGGCUACCAGCUGGAGUGCCGGGGGGUCAUCAAGGUCAAGGGCAAAGGGGAGAUGACCACCUACUUUCUGAACGCCGGCCCGCCCCGCAGUUAGCGCCAGCCGCGGCCUUGGGCGAGAAGGACCCAGCGUGCCAGAGGGGCCGGGCGGGGCUGCCGCAGGUUGGGCCUGGGCCAGGCUCAGCCAAGCCAUUGGGAACCACCCAAGCCUGGCUGCUCCCCUCCCUCUCCCCCCGCCCCCCGGCCUCGGGUCCAUUUUAUUUGUGGGGUCUUGUAAACGGCUCCGAAUUUCAACACCAAACUGAAGAGGGAAAGCGGCGCCACCCUGAGCCCACUGGGGGGGUGUCUUUGCCACCAGGUUUGUGCGGCAGGGAGGGGGGGUUUGGAGGCACCCCCUGGGGGUGUUGAAGAAAUAUUUUUACAGCAGACUUUUUAUUUAUUUAUUGAGCUCCGGAGCCAGCCUGUCGGGGGUGCCCAGGGCGCUCUGUGCUGGGGCUGGCCCGGGGCCUCUCUCUCCCUUUCCAGGGACUGACACUGAACUUGGGAAAGAUGAACCCGCCCCUGCCCGCAGUCGACCAAAGCCGAGGGCAGUGGGGGGCGCCCAUUGGCCGGGCAGGGGACCCCGCUGUUGUCUGAGCGCUUGCGCCGGGAGAUCCCUUGGGAGCUGCUUGCUGUGUUUGGGGUGGGAGGAUCGUCCCCCUCCGGUGGGGCUGGGGGCAGACUGGGGGCGGGAGGGGAUUUUAAAUAGAUUUAUAUUUGAGGACUCUCCCCCCUUGGCUCCCGUUGGCCCCCCCCAUCCGCUCGGUGUGACUUUCGCCAGUUCUGAGGCCUAAGCCCGAGGAAGGGUGGGGCUGGGCGGUUCUUAUUUGCCAAAAUUGCCUCCUGUUGCGGGGGGGAGGGAAGAAUGUCUCCUGGGGAGAAGGGGCUCUGUGUGUGUGUGUGGGGGGGGAGUAGCUCUCAAGGGGUGGGGGCCUGCAGGUGUCUUAUGGGGGGGGCAGGGAGCGACUCUCGGAGACAGGUGACGCCAAAGAGGAUGUGUCUGUGGGUCCAUGGGGCUGCGGCAGCGCUGGGGGCAGGAGCUGAGCCCCCCCAGCCUCAGGCACCAACCCCCCCGCCCCCGCUGUAUCCAGUGAGGCUGGGGUGGGGGUAUGUGUCUGAGAGUAAAUCUUGCUGCCUGCUCCCAGCCUGUUUGGG
Molecule: messenger RNA, 5010 nt
Organism: Trachemys scripta elegans
Lineage: Eukaryota; Metazoa; Chordata; Testudines; Emydidae
Gene: ADCY6
Product: adenylate cyclase 6
Exons: 23
Coding region: 62-3913 (1283 amino acids)
Biological process (GO): cAMP biosynthetic process; adenylate cyclase-activating G protein-coupled receptor signaling pathway; adenylate cyclase-inhibiting G protein-coupled receptor signaling pathway
Cellular component (GO): plasma membrane
Molecular function (GO): adenylate cyclase activity
Source: RefSeq, a predicted model, not a curated record